Molecule: messenger RNA, 721 nt
Organism: Scylla paramamosain (green mud crab)
Lineage: Eukaryota; Metazoa; Arthropoda; Malacostraca; Decapoda; Portunidae
Exons: 3
Coding region: 134-562 (142 amino acids)
Source: RefSeq, a predicted model, not a curated record
CGGCCGAGCACCCGCGGCGUGGUGGCGGAGGUGUGUCGGGCAGGUGUGGUGAGAGUCACGGCCUUAUAAACUGUGCAUCGCCCACACCACCGCCAGAGACCAGCCGAGACUCGCUCAAGAAACAUCCCUCAAGAUGGUGUCCCGCGGCGUGACCAUGGUGGCGGCGGUUGUGGUGGUAGUGCUGGCGGCGGUGGUGAGUGGCGAGCCGGGCUUCCUGAAGGGUCGCCCGCGGUGCCACACUCACGUCAGCCACGUGCCGCACUACAAGACGGUGCUCAAGAAGUUCCCCGUGUACAAGACUCACUACAACGAGAAGUACGUGCCUGCCCCCAUCUACCACACGGAGUACAUCACCAAGUACGAGCCGCAGUACCAGACCGAGUACGUGCCGGAGUACGUGUACACCACUCUGUACACCAAGCACAACGUGUACGUCACCAAAACGGAAGUCAAGUACGAGACCAAGUACCAGACGGAGUACGUGCCGCAGUACUACACGGUGACCAAGACUCAGGAGACUUACAAGACGGUCUGCCCCAAGUCCCCGUACACCCCUUACUGAGGGGCGAGGCGGGGCGGGGCGGGGCGCAGCUGGUGAGGCCCCGUGCUGUGGUGGUGCGUGGAAAUAGUUGUUCCCCGCCCAGCCGUGCAUUCUUACCCUCUUCGGCCAGUUAUCGUUUUCUGUUUUUUGUUUAACUAAUAAUAAAUACUUGUAUGAAAA